AUGGCCAACUACGCCGAAAAGCUCGCCGCGUGGACGGCCAUCUGCCUGACCGACCACACCCUCCUGGGCGAAAACGACACGGAGGAAGACGUGCGGGCGCUGUGCCAAGAGGCAGUCAAGACGUGCCCCUUCGCAGCAGCCGUUUGCGUCCACCCCCAUUUUGUAAAAUUCAUAAACGAACAGAUUAAAAAGGAAAUCGUGCCCUUCAAACCAAAAGUCGCCUGCGUGGUAAACUUCCCAGAGGGAACAGACCCGGUGGAAAAAGUGCUAGAAGAUACCCGCAAGGCAAUUGCGGAUGGGGCUGACGAAAUAGAUUUGGUGAUUAACUACAGCAAAAUUGUGGAAGACCCAGAGGCAGGAAUUGCAGAAGCUACUCAUCUAACGAAGAGCGUUAAAGAGCUCUUAAAGGAGAAGGUCCUCAAGGUGAUAAUAGAAGUGGGGGCCCUAAAAUCGGAAGACCUAAUCCUCCAAACGACGCUAGCUGUGCUGAAGGGAAAUGCCGAUUUUGUGAAAACGUCCACGGGGAAGUUAGAAGUCAAUGCGACGCCAGAUUCAGUCAAAACGAUAAUAAAGGCGAUGAAGCAGUACGUGGAGGAGCAUCCGCAGAAAAAAGACAAAUUUGGGCUGAAAGUUUCGGGAGGCAUAAAGGACCUGAGCAUGGCUUGCCUGUACAUUUUGCUCGCGAGGGGCAUCUUCAGCGCCCUGGCUUGCCACCCGAACAACUUCCGCAUCGGCUCGUCUUCCCUCGUCCCCCAGCUCCGGAAGGUCAUUCAGAGCUGCCCCCCCAGUUAG
Plasmodium vivax (malaria parasite P. vivax) is the source of this 792-nucleotide messenger RNA. RefSeq names its product deoxyribose-phosphate aldolase, putative. Gene Ontology annotation, biological process: deoxyribonucleotide catabolic process; carbohydrate catabolic process. NCBI's taxonomy places the organism in Eukaryota, Apicomplexa, Aconoidasida, Haemosporida, Plasmodiidae. Gene Ontology annotation, cellular component: cytoplasm. Bases 1 to 792 code for a protein of 263 amino acids. The record is from RefSeq and is a predicted model, not a curated record. The transcript has a single exon. Gene Ontology annotation, molecular function: deoxyribose-phosphate aldolase activity.